AUGUUUUUAAUUCUGUCGCUACCUUUUUUUCUUCUAUGCUCACUAUGUAAGUGUCAACAGGAGGUUAUUAUUGAAAAUCAGACUUUCACAGCUUAUUAUUGCGAUUCGAAAUAUGAGCCGUGUGGUUGUUCAAAGAAUCCGGCAGUGUUAAGUCGCAUUGUUGGAGGAGAGAAUGCUGACGCCGACACCUGGGGUUGGAUUGUUCAGCUCAGUUUGCCGAACGAUGGACUAUGUGGCGGUACAAUUUUGUCAGAUUCCUGGAUAGUCACAGCUGCCCAUUGUACCUAUGGUUCAUCGGCGUCAGAUAUUAACAUUACUGCCGCAAGUUUGCUGUUGACACAGACAGACGGUGUUCAGAUAAGAACAUUAUCAGCUAUUUAUCAACAUCCAGAUUAUGAUAAUGAAACAGUGCAGAAUGAUAUUUCACUACUAAAACUGUCUAGUCCACUUAAUAUGACAAGUUCUGCUUUGGCAAAAAUUUGUUUGCCGAAAAUGACAAGCACUUGUUACCCGCCAGAUGGGUUAACAUUGGUUGCCAUCGGUUGGGGAAGACUCAGCUCGGCCUCAACAUACCCGGCCUCGAAUGAAUUGCAACAAGUAACUCUCAUUUCAGUUCCGUAUGCAGAUUCACGCUGCAGAAGCACUGUAUCAGAUACAACCACACAAUUGUGUGCAGCUGCACCAGGAAAAGAUACCUGUCAAGGUGACAGCGGCGGACCGUUGAUGUUCUUUUCCAACAGUCGAUGGGAAUUGGUUGGCAUUGUUAGCUACGGUAUAGGGAGCUGUGCAAAUGCAAGUUUUGCUGGCGUUUAUACUCGUGUUUCUGCCUAUUUGUCGUGGAUAAAUGUGACAAUGAAUGGCAAUGUAUCAAAAGCUGCAACAUUGUUUCAAAAUUACGAACUUAUUGUCCAUGACCAGUCCAUGGUCUUGAAAGUUUGA
Didymodactylos carnosus is the source of this 939-nucleotide messenger RNA. The record is from the annotation of a GenBank genome assembly. NCBI's taxonomy places the organism in Eukaryota, Metazoa, Rotifera, Eurotatoria, Philodinida, Philodinidae.